Messenger RNA from Micropterus dolomieu (smallmouth bass), 671 nucleotides. RefSeq names its product ribonuclease P/MRP 14 subunit (gene rpp14). The record is from RefSeq and is a predicted model, not a curated record. Bases 200 to 589 code for a protein of 129 amino acids. Gene Ontology annotation, biological process: tRNA 5'-leader removal. Gene Ontology annotation, cellular component: ribonuclease P complex. Lineage: Eukaryota; Metazoa; Chordata; Actinopteri; Centrarchiformes; Centrarchidae. The transcript has 6 exons.
CAAGUUGAUGUGGUCGGUGAGUAAAAUGCUGGAGCUGUAGGUGAUUUUGAAUAAGUUUGAAUAUUUAACAAUAACAAACAGCAGUUCGUUGACUGUUAGCGGUGUUUAGUUGUCAUUUCAGAAGCUACGAGUCUGAAGUCAGCUGAUCGACCUCCUGCUCGUCACCUGUUGGAGUCUGAGUCACCAAUGCAUUGAUAGGAUGAGACGCGUCGACAAGAAGGACGAACCUGCAGUUUACCAACGGGUCGUGUUGAAGAACUCCUCGCCGUACCACUACAUGAAGGUCUGCCUUGUGCUGGAGGAUGCGUCAACCAGACUGAGUGCAGUUGAACUGAAGCUUUUUAUCAUCACAGGUCUGAAGAGUCUGUAUGGAGAGGUGGGAGCAGCAUUGUCCUUUGACCUGUUGAAGUACGAUGAAGACACCCUUACUUUUCUUCUGCGUGUUUACAGCAGGGGUUUGGUGAAGCUGUGGAGCUCCCUGACUCUGCUGGGCUCCUACAAGAACCAGGCCUGUGCCUUCAGAGUGCUGCAGGUGUCUCCGUUCCUGCUUGCGUUGACCGGAAACAGUCGAGAGCUGCAGCUGGACUGAAGGAGGAGGAGCAUUGUAUUCUUCGCGAUGAGUUUCUUGUGGAGCAGUAUCUUUAAUAAACCGCGGCUGUGCCUCUCUUCCA